Endocarpon pusillum Z07020 is the source of this 1464-nucleotide messenger RNA. RefSeq lists its product as uncharacterized. Bases 1 to 1464 code for a protein of 487 amino acids. The record is from RefSeq and is a predicted model, not a curated record. The transcript has 4 exons. Lineage: Eukaryota; Fungi; Ascomycota; Eurotiomycetes; Verrucariales; Verrucariaceae.
AUGGGGCAAAAUGAAGAACAGGCUCCAAGGAGCGACGUUCAGGUUUACACAUCGGAAAGGCUGAGACAGACUUUACAAGCCUAUCGUAAGCGACCUGACCUGGCAUUCGACAAAACGACCCACGUCAAAGUCGACAUAACGAUUGCCGACGGUCAAGACGUCUCUGUGUGGAUCUCAAUCUUUCCGUCCGGUCUCCCUCCUCAGGUCAACUUUGAAUGUCAAGUCGAGUAUUUAGGUGAUUCUCCCUUACCGGAUAUAUUCCGUCACCAACUUGAAUCCUUCCUCUAUAUCGAAUACCCUCGAGUCCACUGGGAUGGAACGUUCACCCAUGUAGACACGCGAUCGACCUCGAAUAAUAUCGUCCCGGCGACACAACAGUCAUCUGAUUCUCAGCAAUCGAACAAUAUCGUCCCGGCAACACAACAGCAAUUUCUGUUGAAGAACGCGAGAGUGAUUCAAAAGGCUGUGACGAGCAUCAGUAAUGGGUUCAAGUCCCAAAAAGCCCUUGCAGAUGGCCUACCAGUUCUGUACUUACAAGAAGGACUUUCGCUCGAAGAAUAUUCUGGCCUCGUCCUUUCUCACGCCAAAGACUUUGGAAAAUCCUCAAGCUCUAUUCGUGCAGCCUGUGGUUUGAUUGAAGGUUGUGUUCAGCAAAUGCUCGUCACCUCAUCCAAUACACAGCUGGUGCUUUCAGACUCCCUAGGACCGGCGUCUCCGCAGGACUCGAAAUUCCGGCAGGAGCUGCGACGCUGGCGGGGUCGCGCCUCCAUCUUGAACACUGUUGUCAACGAUCUUUGGCCAAUUUUCGGACAGGACUCGUGCCGAGUCUAUGAAGCCCUGGUUGCUAGUGGCUUCUGUUUAACGAAACUUGCUGAAUUGGCCGAGGAUACGUGGACUAUCACCGGAAAGGGAAUCGCGAGGGGUCUUGUUGAACCUCUUCAAGAUUGCAUUAAGUCCCACGAUCGCCAGGCUCCAACCGCUUUCUUCGAUCCUCUGGUGAUCGCGAGCCACAUCACAGGAACGAAUUAUCAUAGACCAGGUCCGCUUGGCACAGUUGGUAACGAGGUCUCCCCGUUUCUACAAAUCUUCAGAUUUGAGAAAGAAAGGCGAUCGCCAGAUUCCAGCGACCAGUCCAGGAUAGAUCAGGACGAUGUAAGCAGUACAGCAUCAUCACAACUCUCAGUUGUGAUGCAUGGACGAGGUGGACGGCAAGGGGCAGGCCCGCUUUCGCCUCCUAGCUCAACACAGGAUCACGAUAAAGACAACAUGGAGGAAGACGGCCUUUGUCUCCCAUCAUUAGCUCAUGACGAGGGAGACCCAUGCUUGUCGCAGGCUUCCACCGGUGGAACAUCUGGCUGCCACUCAAGUCCUGAUCCAUAUAGACCCUUCUUUACCGAUAUAACUGAUCUCUCCUCCAUUGCUUAUCCAUCUUUUACCGACAUAACUGGGUUACCUUUUGGUUAA